Molecule: messenger RNA, 861 nt
Organism: Exophiala xenobiotica
Lineage: Eukaryota; Fungi; Ascomycota; Eurotiomycetes; Chaetothyriales; Herpotrichiellaceae
Exons: 4
Coding region: 60-506 (148 amino acids)
Biological process (GO): mitochondrial electron transport, cytochrome c to oxygen
Cellular component (GO): mitochondrial inner membrane
Molecular function (GO): enzyme regulator activity
Source: RefSeq, a predicted model, not a curated record
CUCAGACAACUGACAACCACAGUCCUACAGCGACACUCUCUCCACUCACUGCAGUCACAAUGUCGUUUCAGCGUGUCGGCCUGCGCUUUGCGCAACAAAUGCGUGCACCAGCUCUCCGGACGACCCUCCGAUCUAGCAUUCAGCGACGGUUCGCCAGCGCCCACCCAGCACCUCCAGGCCAAGCAGGAACCAAGAUGGCUGGAACUCAAGACAACGCUUUCAACAGAGAAAGAGCUGCAGUAAAGGCUCACGCUGCUGCUACCAGUGACCUUUGGCGUAGACUUUCCCUCUAUGUCGUUAUCCCUUGCCUCAUUCUCGGAAGCAUCAACGCCUGGAAUCUGUGGAACGAGCAUUGGGAACAUUGGGAGCAUCUGCCUCCUUUGGAAGAGCGCGUUGAAUACCCAUACCAGAACCUCCGAACGAAGAACUUCUUCUGGGGAGAUGGGGACAAGACCCUGUUCUGGAACGAUAAGGUCAACUACCACAAGAAGGACAAGCAGACUUAAAUAUAAAGCAGAACCAAUACUGGAACUUGUACAUAUGCUGUGGGGAAGGAGCAAGAAGGAGAAAUGUGAUGGCCUCGAGUGGGCCGGAAUUCCCGAUCAACAUUUCAUACCAUUGCGUCGUUAACGAGCGUCACUCGGUUUCGACAUACCGCUUCAGACCCGUCGAGUCCUAUAUUGCUUCUCCAGGUCGAGAUACUGAGUGGCAAUAUCAUUCGCCAGCAUCAGAUCACCCCGCCAGUGCAUGAUGGUUGCCUUCUUUUUCAGCAUCUCGAGCUGGCCCCUCAAGUCUUCGAUGUACCGAAACUGCAAAUACGCAUGGUCAACAUUCUCCAUGGCUUUGCUGAUUAACUCUUUC